Messenger RNA from Brassica oleracea var. oleracea, 1380 nucleotides. RefSeq names its product RNA-binding protein 25-like. The transcript has a single exon. The record is from RefSeq and is a predicted model, not a curated record. Bases 1 to 1380 code for a protein of 459 amino acids. NCBI's taxonomy places the organism in Eukaryota, Viridiplantae, Streptophyta, Magnoliopsida, Brassicales, Brassicaceae.
AUGGAUAACAGAAGAAUUUCUGCAACAGCAAAAGGAAAAAGUAUUGCUCAGGAAACCUAUCAACCCCCAAGAAAAGAAAGAGUGCAAGUCCAAGCCCCCAAGAAUGAAUAUCUCCUGCAGAAACACUCCCUCACUUUAAUAGGACGAGUUACCAACCCUAGCUCCCAAAAAGUCCGAAACCUCUUGCCAUACUUCACAGAGAAAUGGAGCACGGAGUCGCGUCCUGUCGGCUCGGAUCUGGGACAAGGAAUGUUUCAAUUCCAAUUCGAGAGAGAAGAAGACCUUCUCAAGGUUCUAGAGAAGCGACCAUACAACUAUGCAAGAUGGAUGGUCAUUGUCCAGAGAUGGGAACCUACCACAUCCCCUGAGUUUCCAUCACUCAUCCCAUUCUGGAUCAAAGUACAAGGAGUGCCAGUUCACCUAUGGACUGAGGAGACAAUCAACACUGUGGGAAGAAAUAUAGGGGUGUAUGAAGAUGCGGAAAUCUCCUCCCUCAACUUCCGAAUGAGAGUCCAUAUAAAUGGGCGUCUCCCUCUCAUAACAAGCUCCAUCAUUGAGUACCCCAAUGGAGAUGAAGUGGUAGCAAAGCUAGUAUAUGAGAACUUAGAAAGACACUGCUCAAAAUGCUUCAGACUCGACCACGAACUGCGAGACUGCCUUCAAGCAAAAGCAGAAAAGAAAGAGCGACUAAAGGAAACAGAAAGAUAUGAAGAGACCCAUCUUCGGACAGACAGCUCUCCAAGACGUCGGGAAAGAGAAGCUCAGCAUGUACCACGCCCUGACACUGACAGAGACAGGCGAACCAUCCCGGAGAACUCCAGGCACUUUGGAAAUGGACGUGAUAGCCAUAAAGAAGACUGGAACACACGAAAUCCUAGGAUCCAGAACGAGAUUGAGCGCCACCGCUCUGAAGUGAAACAAACUCACUGGCACAUACAACAAUAUCAGGCUCGCCACCAAUCAAACUCGCGAGAAUUCUCGAGAGCAAGAACUUCCCACACCUCGGUGUACAGAGAAGUAAGCAAACAAGGCAGACCCAGAUCAAACUCACCCACCAGGGAGUAUACUCGGGACAAGACCCCAUCAAAACAACGAGAGGAAAGAGGAGGGUCCCGAGCUGAGUCAAGCGACUCAAAGGAGCCACUUAGAAACUCGGAUAGAGGGAUUCCUCUCCGUAGUACUCAGAUGGAGCUACCUAGAGAAGCAGUGGAGGAAGCUAUUGGGGAAAUACGUGAUGUUAUGAUACAAUACACAUCAUGUGCAGACCCGACAGAAAGCACAGCUAGUAAAGAACGCUUCAGGCAAGCGGAGGAACAAGGGCAAGUGGAAGAGACAGCGGUCAUAAUGGUGAGGGCUUCUCUAGCCACACAGCCAACAUAG